Molecule: messenger RNA, 1119 nt
Organism: Centruroides sculpturatus (bark scorpion)
Lineage: Eukaryota; Metazoa; Arthropoda; Arachnida; Scorpiones; Buthidae
Exons: 5
Coding region: 152-958 (268 amino acids)
Source: RefSeq, a predicted model, not a curated record
AUUCGAAUCGCGUCCGUCGUUAGCGCAGAUCGCAGGUGGCGCUUUAUUCCGAGAAUGAAAUUCGAAAGAAGUUUGUUCUUUCCGUUUCGAUAUUCUCCGUCUACUUUGUCCGUUCUCGCUACCGCAGGAAUCGAUCGGUCGUCGGAGAAAUAUGAGCAUUCUCGUUCUUCUUCCGUUUCUCUUCUAUUUCUCGUUCUGCGGGGAAAACGUCGUCUCCGGCUUUUCCUUCUACGCCACCACCCCCGCCCGGGAGGGGGACCUUCUCUUCCCGGCCUCGAACGAGUGGCAAGAAAGCCGAGGAAGGCCCUUCUCCAUCCGGGAACCGUCCCGUCCUCCACUGAGAAGAACGACGAAAGGGUUUGCGGCCGGAGGGCCUUGUCCGCCCGGCUUCCGAUCGCACCGCCGUCUGUGCCAGGCCUGUCCGCCGGGAGAAUUUUCGGAGUUCGAAGAGAGCCGAAAAUGUUUUCCUUGUCCGCCCGACACCUACGCUCCGAAAUACGCCUCCACCCGCUGCAUUCCCUGUCCUCCGGGUUCCGGCACGUGGAGCCAGAGUAGUACCGCUCUCCGGAGUUGUCGAGGCGGCCUCGUCGUCUGGUUGGCCGAAAGUCGGCUGAGACCUUCCAACCCGCGGCAGAAGAUUUUGACGUUCUUCUCCCUGGCACUCUCGCUCCUCCUGUUUCUGGUGGCAGCGGCGACUCUUCUUUGGGGAAGAAGAAGGACCGACGGCGGAGCCUUUUGGAGAAGAGGAAAGAGGUACCGGGACCGGGCCACUUCUAAGGGAAAGACCGUUCUGGACUACGGAAGAUACCUGGCCCACCGCGGAUCGGGAACGAAACCCACGGACGACGAUGGGAUUCGUUCGGCGGAAAAGAAAGAAAAAAAGAAAAUUUGGCGGAAAUUAAAAGAGCGGGCGGAGAGAGAAUGGCCCAGACAAAAGGCGACGGUGGAUUUAAAUUGAAGACGAUCGAAUGGCGUCUUUCUUCUUGGCGUUACCGAGGCCGACGAAAGAAAGAAAUGCCUUCUGCCGCCACAAAUUUCUUCCCACAUCCAUUGGGACCGAGACUUUUUCUCUUUAAAAAUUAAAAAGUAAUUCUCGCCAUGUUUUUUUUCUUCUUGUAA